CUCCCCGCCCCCCGCCGCCGUCACCCGGCCCCCGCGGCACGCCGGCCCCGCUCGUCCCCCGCCAUCGGCCCCGGCUGCUCCGCUCCCAGGUCGGCGGCGCCGCCGCCACCGCGCCGCGGGGGAGGGGCGUCCCCUCGGCCGCGACCGGCGGCGGGAGGGGGAGCCGCGCGUCAGCGUCACGUGGCCGGAGCAGGCGGACGCGCGUGACGCAGCUUCCUCCCCGCGUAACGGGCGCGCUCGGCGUGACGCAGCGCGGAGCGGACGCGCGCGCCCCCUCCCCUCCCGCGGGUCACGUGCCACCCUGUUUGGGGGUGGGGCCGCUGUGAGGGAGCGCGCGGGGGGCGGCGGCGCUCGGCGGGAGGGGGGGGCCCGGCCAGGCCGCGGCCGCCUCCGCCCCGCCGCAAUCGGCGUCCCGCUUCCCCGCCAGCGGCGGCUUUUUGCUUUCUCAGCCGGCGCUUCCUCACGCCGCGGCGGGAAGUUUUACUUCCCUGUGCCGGCUGUGCCGCUCCGCGCCCCGCGGGGGCCGGGGCUGUGGGACGCGGGUGGGCCAGCGGCCUCGCCCGCCCGCUCCCGCGGAGAGUGGGUUUUGGCGGAGUCCGGGGCUUCUUCGGAGGUUUUGCAGUACUUUGCUUUACUCCCCUUUACUCCCCGUAUCUGAGGGGAAAUGAGAGGGGUUUGUAGCUCUUUCCGCAGGCUGGAGGCUGGCGAACGGGCAGCGGCGGUUCAGAGGUACAGCUAAAAGCUGGAGCUGUAAUGCACCCAUGAGUGAGUAGCACUAGCCGUGCGCAUCAAUGGCCUCUGUGCCAACAAUUCCAGACUCUUACAACCAUGUGUUGGCAGAGUUUGAAUGUUUGGAUCCAUUGCUUUCUGCACUCAGGCUGGAUUCUAGUCGUCUGAAAUGCACGUGUAUAGAUGUGUCGAAGAGAUGGCUAGCUCUAGGCAGUUCAGGAGGAGGACUGAACCUUAUACAGAAAGAUGGUUGGAAGCAAAGACUCUUUCUCACUCAUAAGGAAGGUGCCAUAUCCCGGGUUGCCUGUUGUUUGCAUGAUGAAGACUAUGUUGCUGUGGCCACCAGCCAAGGUCUUGUAGUAGUCUGGGAGCUGAAUCAGGAACGUCGUGGGAAGCCAGAACGGAUUUAUGUUUCCUCUGAGCAUAAGGACAGAAAAGUCACAGCUCUAUGUUGGGAUACAGCUGCCCUUCGUGUUUUUGUGGGAGAUCAUGUGGGAAAAGUAUCAGCCAUCAAGAUUAACACAUCGAAACAAGGGAAGGCUGCUGCUUCUUUUGUGAUGUUUCCUGUUCAGAUUAUAACCACCGUAGAUUCUCGGGUUGUUCAGCUUGAUUAUUUGGAUGGAAGACUGCUCAUAUCUUCACUUACACGCACGUACUUGUGUGAUACCGAGAGAGAGAAGUUCUGGAAAAUUGGUAAUAAAGAGAGAGAUGGAGAAUUUGGAGCAUGUUUCUUCCCUGUUGGAAAAAACAGUGGGAAUCAGCAGCCAUUAAUAUAUUGUGCUCGACCUGGCUCAAGGAUGUGGGAGGUGAACUUUGACGGGGAAGUGCAAAGCACACAUCAGUUCAAGCAGCUGCUCUCAUCACCGCCUCUCCCUGUUAUUACUCUCAGGAUGGAUCCUCAUUAUACUAAUUCCAGCUGCUCUCCACAAUCUUUAUCUUUUCCCAAGCUACUGUAUUUGACUGAGCACUGUGUGAUGACCUGGACAGAAAGAGGCAUUUAUAUUUUUCUUCCUCAAAGUGUUCAAGUCUUACUCUGGAGUGAAGUAAAAGAUAUUCAGGAUAUUGCAGUUUACAAGAGUGAGUUGUUCUGUCUGCAUACAAAUGGAAAAGUCGUGCACCUCUCCCUCCUGCUGGUAGACCGCUGCAUAGAGCGUCUGAUAAGAAGAGGGUUCUGGACACUUGCUGCCAGGGUCUGUUGUCUCUUCCAGAAUUCAAUUAUUUCUUGCAGAGCAAGAAAAAAUUUGCCUCUAGACAAGCUGGAACACUUGAAGUCUCAGCUGGAUGCCUCAACCCAACAAGAUCUCAUUACGCAACUAGAAGAACUAAUUUCAAAGUUGGAACCUCUAGAUUCUGCCUGCAGCAGUAGAAGGAGCAGUAUUUCAUCUCAUGAAAGCUUCAGUGUCUUAGACUCUGGAAUAUAUCGUGUUAUCAGUCGAAGAGGCAGUCAGUCAGAUGAAGAUUCAUGUUCUCUCCACAGCCAAACGUUCUCAGAAGAUGAGCGACUUAAAGAAUUUCCUGCACACCAGGAAGAUGAGCAAGUAGAACUUGACAACGUAUCUCAUGCAUCUGUGACGGUUGAGGCUGACCGGAAUGAGACAUUUCUCCCAUUCAGUAUUCCUUUGUCAUUUCGUUCCCCAUCUCCUCUCGUCUCUCUCCAAGCUGUCAAAGAAAGUGUUUCCAGCUUUGUACGCAAAACUACUGAAAAGAUUGGCACACUUCAUAUAAGUCCUGACACUAGAGGGAGGCAAGAAGCAAAGGAUGACGAGCAGCUGCAGGAGUUGACUGUUCAUCUGGUAGCAUCUCCCCAGGAAGAGAAAGAGUUAGAACCACAGGGCUGCCAGCUUCCAGAGGAGGACCAUCUAAGAGAUCUCAAGGUUGCAACAGCAGAAGCUAUAGCCAAACUCCAGGAUCCCUUGGUUUUGUUAGAACCACAGUGUAUGAGAAGGGUUUUACAGGAAUGGCUUGUCUAUCUAGAAGAAAAGUUUGGCAGCAAAGGGCAUUCUGCUUCCUCUUUUAAGAAAACCAAGACUGUGUGUGCUGAAGAGCAGAGGGCAGUACUGGAGGAAAACUUGCAACCGGCUCCAACUGCUGGAGACCCAGUAGACAAAGAACAGAGUAGUAUCUUGGAAGACUGCUCUGAAAAGGAAAACACUGAUGAAACCUGUGUAAGCAGAAGCACGUGUGAAAAUAGUACUGAUGUGAAGGGACCUUUGUUCUGCAGCUUUCAGGUGUCUCCUCCAUGUGUCAUAGAGCCGGAUGUUCAGAAAGAUCUCGUUGAGUUGACGACGCUGUGUUUUGAGCUACGUGUACUUUCUUGUGGAAAUGGUGACACACAGGGAGGUUCUGAUGGAAGCCUGCCACUAGCGGCUUCGUGGACCUUGGCGUGUAGGUUUAUGCGAAACUACUUCUUUCUUUUGGAUUUAAAAAGACUAAAGCAGUGUAUUAUAACCAUGUAUGCAACCAGUCCUAAUGUGUGGGAAACAUACAUCGCAGGAUUGAAAGAACUAACUUGUCACAGUCCAGUGGCUUUAGCAAUGGAAAAUGAAGAUAUGUUGAAAAUACUGAAACAGCUGCAUGACCUGGGGCCUUGGGAUGAUAGCCCACUGUUACUGGUACAUGCUCAAAGGCUUUAUGAAAAAUUUGGGGAAAUAGCUCUUCGGCCCCUGAUCAAGUUCUAUCCUUCUAUUUUGCCUUCUGAUAUCAAACAGCUUUGCAGGAACAAUCCAGCUCACUUUUUAGUUUAUUUAGAUAGUCUGGUGAAAUCAAAGCCAGAGGAGAAAAGGUCAUCUCUUCUUAGAUCUCUUCUGCAGCCCGAAUCUGUACGACUGGAUUGGUUAUGCUUGGCAGUUUCUCAGGAUGCACCACAAAGAGCAAAUACUGUGGAUGCAGAAGGAAAUCCCAGGCCACGAUCACAUUUGUUUACUUGGGGCUAUAGCCAGCUCAUUCUGCUUUUGGUUAAACUCCCAGCUGAUUUUGUUAUGAAAGAGAAGAUGGCUGACAUCUGUAAAUCACAUGGAUUUUGGCCUGGAUAUCUUUUUCUCUGUCUGGAGCUGGAUAGAAGAAUAGAAGCCUUUACUAAUAUUGCUCGUUUGGAUGAUUUGAGCCUUUUGAAUGGAGAAGAUGGUUCCAUUCCAGAGACAAUAGAAGAAUGGAAGUUUCUUCUGCAUCUUGCACAGAAUCACAGCACAACCCUCCACCACGAUGGCCCACAGAACGGGAGUGCUGUCAGCAACGGUAGCCUGAGCUGCCCAGACUGCAUCACUGUGGAAAACAUAGCUCUCUUACUGGCAAAGGCCAUUGGCCCAAAUCGUGCCUUGCCUCUCUUGCAGGAGUGUGGCUUGACACUAGAAUUUUCUGAGAGAUUUACUAGUGUCUGUGAGAUACUGAGAAUUGCUGAGAAAAGGCAAAGAGCGCUGGUUCAGUCCAUGUUGGAAAGGUGUGAUCGGUUUUUGUGGUCUCAGCAAGCAUAGAAAAGAACUUCGAAAAAUUUGGGAACAUUUUUUACUGUAAUGACUGUAUAUUAAAGUGCCUCUUAAACCUAA
Tyto alba (common barn owl) is the source of this 4271-nucleotide messenger RNA. It is a transcript of the gene HPS5, whose product is annotated as HPS5 biogenesis of lysosomal organelles complex 2 subunit 2. Gene Ontology annotation, cellular component: cytoplasm. Gene Ontology annotation, biological process: developmental pigmentation. Lineage: Eukaryota; Metazoa; Chordata; Aves; Strigiformes; Tytonidae. The record is from RefSeq and is a predicted model, not a curated record. Gene Ontology annotation, molecular function: protein binding. The transcript is spliced from 23 exons. The coding region runs from base 792 to 4199 and encodes 1135 amino acids.